Messenger RNA from Phlebotomus argentipes, 2093 nucleotides. RefSeq names its product probable cytochrome P450 301a1, mitochondrial (gene Cyp301a1). Gene Ontology annotation, molecular function: monooxygenase activity; heme binding; oxidoreductase activity, acting on paired donors, with incorporation or reduction of molecular oxygen. The record is from RefSeq and is a predicted model, not a curated record. The coding region runs from base 314 to 1942 and encodes 542 amino acids. The transcript is spliced from 8 exons. Lineage: Eukaryota; Metazoa; Arthropoda; Insecta; Diptera; Psychodidae.
CCUUCGUUCGAUACGGAGUAACAUUUUCUCUCACACUCGAGGCAUUUCAAAUGACUGCAGAAGUAUCUUAGAGACACAAUUGGCGAUUUGUCAUGAAUUUAAAAGUACAGUGCAAGUGAUCAAAAGCACACUUUCUCAGUGAAUCGAAGGCGAAUCGAGAUUUUUUUCUCUUUCCUUUUUUAAACUGUUGCUUAUUCAAGUGGAUUAAGAGUGUUCGCAAAGAAAGUGGAACACUUUCGGUGCAUUUUAUCUUCGUGGAAAUACUGCAUAGUUCAGUGAUCAUAUAUAUAUAUAUAUUCUAUAAGAAUUCGUCAUGACGCUGAUGCGACACUUUUGGACGGGACGAUGUUGGGCUUCCACGUCAGCGUCAGCUGGAAAGCCCAGCUCUUCAAGGCAAGGCUCACCGGCCUACUCCACCUGUCUUCACAUGGUCGACGGAGGAUCACCGUCGAUCACAUCCACUGAGGAUUGGGUCAAUGCAAAGCCAUACGAGCAAGUACCCGGGCCUCGACCCUUGCCACUCCUGGGCAACACUUGGAGACUCUUCCCUUUCGUGGGACAGUAUAAAAUCUCCGACAUUGCUCGCAUCUCAUACAUUCUGCACAGAGAUUACGGUCGAAUUGUACGGUUCAGUGGAUUAGUGGGACGCCCUGAUCUUCUGUUUGUCUACGAUGCCGAUGAAAUUGAAAAGUGUUACAGACACGAGGGGCCAACACCUUUCCGCCCAUCAAUGCCAUGUCUGGUGAAAUACAAGAGUGUCGUCAGAAAGGAUUUCUUCGGCGAUCUUCCAGGUGUUGUUGGCGUACACGGAGAGCCGUGGCGAGAGUUUCGAUCACGCGUCCAGAAGCCCGUCCUCCAGCUCUCCACUGUUAAGCGGUACGUCACGCCACUUGAGGAGGUGACAAAGGACUUCUUGGAUCGCUGCGAGCAACUGCUGGAUGCCAACAGUGAAUUGCCGCCGGAUUUCGACAAUGAGAUCCACAAGUGGUCUCUCGAGUGUAUCGGACGUGUGGCGUUGGACACCAGACUGGGGUGUCUGGAGCCGAACCUCGCGCCAGACUCUGAGCCGCAGCUUAUCAUCAAUGCCGCCAAGCACGCCCUGCGAAAUGUGGCUAUUCUGGAAUUGAAGAUGCCCUUCUGGAGGUACAUUCCGACGCCUCUCUGGACAAAAUACGUCAACAACAUGAACUUCUUCGUGGAAAUCUGCAUGAAGUACAUCCAGAAUGCCACUGAAAGGAUGAAGUCCGGAGGCGGCGGGAGCGUCAUGGAGGAGCCGUCGCUUCUGGAGCGCGUUCUCAAAGCGGAAAAUAACGAAAAAUUGGCCUGCAUAAUGGCUUUGGACUUAAUUCUCGUCGGAAUUGACACGAUUUCUAUGGCAGUCUGUUCGAUUCUGUACCAAAUCGCCACGAGACCAGCUGAGCAGGAAAAACUCCAUCAGGAGAUCAGGAAUGUCAUUCCGGAUCCUUCCGCUCCCCUAACUUAUCAACAUCUCGACAAAUUGAUCUAUCUGAAGGCCUUCAUUAAGGAGGUCUUCAGGGUCUACAGCACAGUGAUCGGGAACGGACGGACGUUGCAGGAGGAUGCCGUCAUAUGUGGCUACCGAAUUCCAAAGGGAGUUCAGAUGGUCUUCCCGACGAUCGUGACGGGAAACAUGGCGGAAUAUGUGAGCAAUUGCAACUCCUUUCAGCCUGAGAGGUGGCUUAAGGCCAAUCAGGGUGGCGUCGAAGGGAAACUGCAUCCCUUCGCUUCCCUGCCGUAUGGCUACGGAGCCAGGAUGUGCUUAGGUCGCAGAUUUGCCGAUCUCGAGAUGCAGAUAUUGUUGGCAAAGUUGCUGCGAAGCUACAAAUUGGAGUAUCACCAUGAACCACUAAAAUACGCCGUCACUUUCAUGUACGCCCCAGACGGCGAGCUCAAGUUCAAAAUGACCAAAAGAGAUAGCUAAACUUCACCCAAAUUGCCAACCAAAAUUAACAUCUCCACUCGAAAUAUUGUUUUUAUAUCAUGUGAAAAGAGCAGAUAUUGCAAAAUAUAUCACAUUGAGAAGGAAUUUGCCAACAUUCACUGUCAUUAUUAAGUAAUUCUUUUUUUUAGUU